AUGGCCUCUGGGUCAAAUUCUCAAGUUGUAGAUUUAGAAGAUGAUGUUGAAGAGAGUAUCACCGAUGAAAUAAUAAAGGAAGGGGUUUCGUCUUUAAAAUCAGCUUUCAUGUCUCAGCAUUUUGCUGAAGUUGAAAGACUUUUGGUGUCCAUGAAAGAAAAAAUGGUGCUUGAGAAUAAGUCAUUGAAGAAAGAUAAGGAAUUGAUGGAAGGAAAGGCUCGGAAUGAGAGAUUGGAGAGAUUGAUAGCUGAGACUGAGCUGAAGGAGUGUAAAAGAGAGUGUUUGCAGUUGAAGAAAGAGCUAGAAGGGUUUAAUGAGUUAUUGAAGAGUGGCGGAGAGGAUAAGAGGAUAAUUAGGGAGCUCAGAGAGGAAAUUUGUGAGUUGAAGUGUGCAAAAUUGAAGGCAGAGACUGAAGUUGAUGCAUACAAGAGUAAGUUUGAGGAACUGGGGAUGAGGGUCUUCCUUUUAGAGAAGGAUCUGAAGCUGUUGACUUCUGAAGAGCCUGUAAAUAAUGUUGGGGUUUCUAAGGGGGUUGUGGAAGAAAAGGUUUUGGAUGAGAAUGUUGUUACUGUGAAAACUGAGGUGCUUUGCAGUAAUUCAAAUUAUAAUAUUGUUGUUAAGGCAAAUGGUGGUCCUAGGUCUCACUCACCAGAGAGCAGAAAAGGUGAUGUGGGGGUUCCAGGUUCGGUUUCUGGUGAGUGUUUGGGAGAGACGGCUGUGAAGGAAAAUGGAAACGGCAGUGAAAGGGUUGUUGAUGUGAAAGUUGAGACGGUUGCUGCUGAUAAUCAUGAGAACAUGGUUUUAGUGGCAAAUGGAGGUUCUAGGAGCAACUUGCCGGAGAAUGGAGUUGGACACGUUGUUGGUACAGAGAUUAGUGACAUUGAUGAUGACUCUUCUUCGAAUGCAACUUUGAGUACAAAAAAAUUGGCCAAGCAAGGAUGCCAGCUUGAAGCAGAUUUAGGUCUGGAAGAUGUCAGCAACAAGACUAAACUGCUUAAAAGAAAACGAACCUCUUGUUCAAAUUCUGAGGAUGAUAUUGGUGGUAGCAACGAGCCCAGGGAAACAAAAUAUCAAAUGUUGAUUCAAGGCCCUGAAAGUGUUCCUGUCAAUCAUUGUGCAGCAGCAACCAUGUUUUCUGGAAGUACUGACAGAAGAAAUGUUUUUAAUCCAUCAAGGCAAACUCCAACAAUUUUGAGACAAUGUGAGGAGAAAACUAGGGUCGGGCAGAAUUCCCAAAUACAGUGGAUUGAGCAUGUUUUGGAUGGGUUUGUUGGUUCUGACGGUGAGGAGAGUUCCAGCUCCUCUGAGUCGGACGAUUUUGAUUUACUUAGUGACAUAUCUGCCACAAUAAAACCAGCACAAGUGAAUAGAAACCAUAAGAAAUGGAAAUCUGAAGCAGACUUGAUUGCUGCUCUAGAGCAAGAAGUAGAACUUUGUUUAAGGGCUGUUUGUGCUCUGUUCGGACAGCAGGAUGCUGUGGAGAAAUCAUCGAACUUCUCUUCAACUUUCCAAAAUCAAGUAUUUGACAAGGUUGAUGCAGCCAGAGAGGAAAGGAAGUGGGUUUGUGGAUUGAAAUUUGAGUUGAAUGUAGAAAUUAAGGCAUAUAUAGGUGAUGCUUUGUUGGUUAGAAGUGAAGAUGAGGCGGUCUGGUGGGGCACUGCUUUGGCUCAGCUUCUCAUCGACGGGGAUCCCCGAGGGAAGCUGAAGAAAUCAGGUUUUGAGCUGGUUCUAGAUGAUGCAAAAGGCUUCUUCGAUUGCAGGAGACUGGCCAUCAAGUACUCUAAGCAAUUAUUUGAGAUGUACCAGCUGAAAGGGGAUCCUCUUUUCUGA
This is a messenger RNA of Dovyalis caffra, 1830 nucleotides long. NCBI's taxonomy places the organism in Eukaryota, Viridiplantae, Streptophyta, Magnoliopsida, Malpighiales, Salicaceae. The record is from the annotation of a GenBank genome assembly.